Molecule: messenger RNA, 2762 nt
Organism: Polistes canadensis
Lineage: Eukaryota; Metazoa; Arthropoda; Insecta; Hymenoptera; Vespidae
Gene: Gasp
Exons: 4
Coding region: 180-989 (269 amino acids)
Cellular component (GO): extracellular region
Molecular function (GO): chitin binding
Source: RefSeq, a predicted model, not a curated record
CUUAGCUAACCAAGUGGAGGUGGUGUCUGCACAGUAGUGACUUCCUUACAUUUACAUCACAAUUACAUUAGAUUCACGUAUUUGGUAUUAUUCAUUAUUUUUUAAACGCGAAGACGAAUACUCCUGGAGCACGCACGAACGAACGCAAACAACGAACACGCUUUAUUCCUUAAAUCAACAUGAGGACGUACUACGUGAUAGCCGCCAUACUGAUCGCCGGAAGUAACGGCCAGGAAAAUUUCAAAUGUCCCGAUGACUUCGGUUUCUACCCACAUCACAUAUCCUGCGACAAAUAUUGGAAGUGCGAUAAUAACGUAGCGGAAUUGAAAACGUGCGGGAACGGUUUGGCUUUCGACGCAUCCGACAGUAAAUUCCUUACCGAGAAUUGCGAUUACCUGCACAACGUUGAAUGCGGUGAAAGAACGCAAUUGGAACCACCGAUCAGUACGCCCCAUUGUUCUCGUCUUUACGGUAUCUUCCCGGAUGAGAAGAAAUGCGACGUAUUCUGGAAUUGUUGGAACGGAGAAGCAUCCAGAUAUCAGUGCAGUCCUGGACUUGCUUACGAUCGCGAAGCCAGAGUUUGCAUGUGGGCCGAUCAAGUACCCGAAUGCAGAAACGAAGAGGUCGCGGGAGGUUUCACGUGUCCAGCCGCAGGUGAAGUGAGCGGAGCAUCCGGCAGCUUCAGCAGACACGCCCAUCCUGAGGACUGUAGAAAGUAUUACAUAUGUCUCGAGGGUAUUGCUAGAGAAUAUGGUUGUCCGAUUGGUACCGUCUUCAAAAUCGGCGAUGCCGAUGGUAGCGGUGCUUGCGAAGAUCCUGAAGAUGUUCCAGGAUGCGAGGAUUACUAUGGUGACUUGGACCUAAAAAGCAUCAGGAAGAGCGAGUUACUCGCUGGAAUCCAAAGUUCUGGCGAACCGAGGAAACCAUCUCAAGGCAAACCUAGACCCGCACCGAUACCUGCGAGGCCAUCCGCACCUCUCCAGGAAUAAUUCUUCUAAAUUACUCUAUCAAUUUGUUUUUUCUUUAUUAUUUCUUUCCAUCCAAUUCCCAUUCCCCUUUUCCAACACUUCCUACUAUUUCUUUCGUUAUUUUAUUUGAUCCCUUUUCUCACAAGUUCCAUUGAUCUUCUUUAUCUUACGGUCACAACAACCCCCAAACACCUCCACACUCUUGCUCUCGGCAGCAUCAACAUUCAGAAAAGAGGAACAUGUGGUUCCAAUAUGGAAGCAUUGUCGCGUUUUUUAAUUGAGAACGAACAUUAGCCCCCUACUACCCCCACCAACCUGCUCAAAAAAAGAAACAAUAGCUUUCAAGUGUUGUUUAGUUGAAAUCGCAUUUCUCUUAUUCUAAUUCGAUCGGGCACGAUUCUUUCUCGUAGCCGAAUUUCACAAUCGAAUGUUAAAUAGAUUUCAAAAGAUCCGAAAUUAUAUCUUGAGGAUCUUUGUGGUCACGAUCAGGUUGACCUUCUUCGAUCGACGUACAAUACGGUUUUAAUAAAUCGGCCAACUUUAACGCGAAAAAACGAAUUACGAUAAUGGACACUUGAUGAUAAUAAUGACGAUGAUGAUAAUGAUGAGAUGAUGAGGUUGUUUAAAUGAUAUGUUGUAGAAUUUUGUCUCCUAACGUUUUUACAAAUAAUUUUUAAUGAAUUUGGUUGCACACGUUAUAUACGAGUCUCUUUUAAUGUAAAUUAUUCGAAUGUUGGCUGUGAAUCAUCGUUACCGAAUGGUUCAAUAAUUGAUUGAAUUUAGUGCAAAGUUAUUAUCCGAAGUGCCGAUCGGUUUAAUAUCUAUUUCGAAUUAUUCAGAAUUAUUAUAUAUUUCUCUCUUUAUAUUAUCUUUCUUUAUAUUUUUCUUAACAUUUAAAUUUAAUCGAUAUUAAACUAAUUCGCACUUCCAAUAAAAGUCUCGGCAGAUUUAAAGAUUUUCUCUUUCGUUUUAUCCACAUUAUUUGGACAAAGUUAACAAGACAAAUAAUAAUAUUACACAUUUAUCCUAAUUUUAUCUAUCUUUAGAUAGCGUUCAUUGACCAAACGAUUGCCAAAAAUAAUAUUUCAUAUUGGCCCGAGUUCGGUCUAUAGUUCGCUUUUAAUUACAAGCUACAAAAUAAAAUCGCCGACUUGUAUGUUUUAUAGUAAAAUUGAAAACGUGUAAAUAAAAAAAAACAUUCAAGAAAAUACGAUUAUAGUUAUGAUAUAUUUUUCAAUAGGAUAUUCUCAACCUUUUGCGAUCCGAUUUUUUAAUAAAAGUCGGCAAAUUCAUUAUUGAAGAAAUCUAUUCGUGAAAAUAAUCAUUAGAAGAACGGAUCGUAAAUUGUUAACUCACUCUCUCUCUCUCUCUCUCUCUCUCUCUCUCUCUCUCCCUAUUUCUCUUUUUCUCUUGACCUAAUUUCUAUAAUGUUGAAUGCUAAUAUCAAUUAAUGUAGCUUACAUUUCACUUAAGUUACUUUCAAUAUCCUUUUCUCCUGUAUCUUCCUAUGUUUGCACGCACCUUGAACAUUUGUAAUUUAAUACCGAUCUAAUAACGAUGCCAUAUAUAUAUGUUGUGUUGUCUUUAAAAUUUAUAACGUACUCUGUUAAUAACUACUAUCGGUUGUUUAUUAUAUUCUUUAUAAUUUACAUGAAAAAAAGAAAGGGGGUAACAAUACUCUCAAAGUAAAAUUAUAGAAGUUUUCUUAACAUUUAUGUGAGUACGGUCAAAUACACAUGGGUCAGAGUAUUUCUUAAUAUUUUUAAUUAAUAUUCUAAAUAAAUGAUCACAGUA